CAUGCAUUGAAUUGACAUUGACAUGUAAUUACUCUCUAGAAAAUGCAACUCUUAAAAGUUUUUUAAUAAUUAAUUAAUUCUGUCUUUUUACAUAUAAAAAGUAAAUAUAAUGGAUUGUCAGUGGUUGAAAUUAUCGCCUAGCUUAAGUAAGGGCAUCGCUGUUGUUAAUCAGCUGGACACCUCAAAAUUUGAGCAGUUCCUUCGAAGAAUUGUUACUAAGUUGAAAAUUCAAGAUGCUGAGAUUUUCACUGAGGAAGAGCAACAAAAACUGCAAAAAAUAUUUAAUGUAACCGAAGAACAACUUUUGUUAGCUAUUAAAACCCUGCUUUAUGUAUUUAAGAGGCUGUUAAAAUUUGUCUUCAUGCCUAAAAAUUUGAAGAAUGAUUUGGAGUCAUCGGGGUUUUUAAGAGACAAAGCUGAAAUUAUUUUGAAAACAUGGUCUGUUGAAACUAAAACAAUGGUCAAUGAAUUAGAUACUGAAACUCAAAAACAUCUGGAGACUUUAAACUUUUCAUGGAGAGUUAAUGCGGAAUUAAGUUCAGAUUAUCACAAGAAGAGUAAAGUUCCAAAAACUUAUUUGAGCUUAAGUGGUGGUGAAAAUGAGACAGAAAUAGAACUUACACAUCCAGAGCUUUACGCAAUGUUUCUUCAAUUUGAAUCUAUCCAAAAUGAAUUGGAUAAUGUAUGUUAGUAUAGUACCUAUAUUUGUUUGUAAUGUACAUAUCUAAAUUUUUCUUAAAUAAAAUUUAUGCAAGUGGUUUUGCUUUGUCAGAUGG
Molecule: messenger RNA, 776 nt
Organism: Cydia strobilella
Lineage: Eukaryota; Metazoa; Arthropoda; Insecta; Lepidoptera; Tortricidae
Gene: Vlet
Product: COMM domain-containing protein 10
Exons: 2
Coding region: 110-691 (193 amino acids)
Source: RefSeq, a predicted model, not a curated record